AUGCAGUUGCUUGUGCUUGUUCUGUGGCUGGUAGUUUUUAGAUUUAGUGAUGUUGGUCUCUCAGCACCCCAGCACUGGAAUUGUCCUGACUCUGCGCUGGACGAUGGGACUCCUGCUUGUGUGGGUCCUGCUCCCUUCUUGAUUUUCUCCCAUGGAAAUAGUAUCUUCAGGAUUGACCUGGAAGGGACUCACUAUGAAAAGCUGGUGGCUGACGCGGGUCUAUCAGUGAUCAUGGAUUUCCAUUACAAUGAAGAAAGAAUCUAUUGGGUAGAUUUAGAAAGACAACUUUUGCAAAGAGUUUUUCUGAAUGGGACGAGGCAAGAGAGAGUAUGUGAUAUAGAGAAACAUGUUGCAGGAAUGGCAAUCAACUGGAUAAAUGAAGAACUUAUCUGGUUAAGUAAACAGGAAGGAGUCAUCACAGCAACAGAUAUGAAUGGAAACAACUCCCGGGUUCUCAUAAGCGCCUCAAAACAUCCCGCACACAUUACAGUUGAUCCAGUACAAAGGUUUAUAUUUUGGUCUUCCUUGGCACCUGGCAGCCUCCACAGAGCAGAUCUCAAUGGUAUGGGAGGGAAGACUCUGUUGGAGACAUCAGAGAAAAUAGCCGCUCUGUCUCUGGAUGUGCGCAGCAAAAGACUCUUCUGGACCCAGGACCGUGUUUCCGGAAGUGCUUCCCGGAUUUGCUCCUGUGAUUACGACGGAGGUUCUGUCCUUGUCCACAAACAUCUUACUCGGCACCCUUUAUUUUCAAUGUCCAUCUUUGGGGACCGUAUCUUCUACUCAACAUGGAAACAGAACACAAUCUGGAUAGCUAACAAGCACACGGGGAAGGACAUGGUCAGGAUGCACCUCCCUCCAUCACCUGUACCACCUGAUGGAAUUAAAGUCAUGCACCCACUUCCCCAGCCCAAAGCAGAGGGCAGCGCCUGGGUGUCUGAUCAAAACCUCUGCAAAUUGAAGAGAGGUAACUGCAGCGAUCCAGAGUGCUGGCAAGACCCCGAGACCCCUCGGUGUUCCUGUGCUGAGGGCUAUGCUUUGAGCCUGGACGGGAAGUCCUGCGAAGAUGUCAACGAGUGCGCUUCGCGGAAGCAUGGCUGUGCUCUCGGCUGUGAGAACACCCCCGGGUCCUACUACUGCACCUGUCCUGUGGGCUUCGUUCUGCUUCCUGAUGGGAAACAAUGUCACCAGUUAGUUUCCUGCCCAAGCAAUGCAUCUGGAUGCAGUCACAACUGUCUCCUGACACCACAAGGCCCUGCAUGUUUCUGUCCUGAAGGCUCAGUGCUUGAGGCAGAUGGGAAAACAUGCACUGGGUGCUCCUCCCCUGAUAACGGUGGAUGUAGCCAGCUCUGCCUGCCUCUCAGUCCGCUAUCUUGGGAAUGUGGUUGCUUUCCUGGGUAUAACCUGCAACUGGACAAAAAGAGCUGUGCAGCUUCAGGACCACAACCAUUUCUGCUGUUUGCCAAUUCUGCAAAUAUCCAACACAUGUGUUUUGAUGGAACAGAUUAUGGGACCCUGCUGAGCCAGCAGAUGGGGAUGGUGCUAGCCCUCGAUCACGACCCCGUGGAAAAUAAGAUCUACUUCGCCCAUGCGGCCCUGAGGUGGGUAGAGAGAGCUAACCUGGAUGGCUCACAGCGGGAGCGGCUCAUCAAUGAAACAGUAGGUGCGCCCCAAGCCCUUGCUGUGGACUGGCUCAACCGCAGAUUGUACUGGACAGACAGAGGGAAAUCUCUCAUUGAAGGGAGUGAUUUAAAUGGAAGACAUCGUCAAGUCGUCAUUCAGGAGGACACCUCCCAGCCUCAAGGAAUUGCUGUUCAUCCCAUGGCCAAGAGAUUGUUCUGGACUGAUGUUGGGAUUCGCCCACGAAUUGAAAGUUCUUCUCUUGAAGGCUCUGGCCGAAGGGUCAUCGCCAGCUCUGGUCUGGCCUGGCCCAGUGGACUGGCCAUCGACUACCUGACCGACCGGUUAUAUUGGUGUGAUGCUGAGCAGGCUGUAAUAGAAAUGGCACAUCUGGAUGGUUCUAGACGCCAACGACUUCCCCAGGAUGAUGUCGGUUACCCUUUUGCUGUGGCUGUGUUCGGGGACCACCUAUGGUUCUCUGAUUGGAGCCAGCCUUCGGUGAUCAGAGUGAACAAGAGGACUGGGACGGACAGGCUACGUCUCCGAGGCAGCAUGCUGAAGCCCUCGUCUCUGGCUGUCAUUCACCCGCUGGCGAAACCAGGAGCGGAUCCCUGCAUACAUCAGAACGGAGGCUGCGAACACAUUUGUGAACAGAGGUUUGGGCUUGCUCGAUGUUUGUGUCGGGAAGGUUUUGUCAAAGCCCCAGAUGGAAAGGCGUGCGUGGCCUUGAGUGGACACCAGAAGCCGACAGGUAGUGAAGCAGACGUCAGUAGCCCCAUGACACCAUCGGGCAUCUUAUCCCAGGCUGGAGAGCUGGGAGAUAAUGACACAGAAUCUCAGCGUGAGCUGGUGGCUGAAAUCAUGGUAUCAGAUGAUGAUGACUGUGGCCCUCGGGGGUGUGGCCCCUACGCUCAGUGUGUCUUCGAGGGAGAGAAUGCCACGUGCCAGUGCUGGAAAGGGUUCGCUGGGGAUGGACACGUAUGUUCUGACAUAGACGAGUGCAGGGUCCCUGUCUCGCCAUGCCCCACCACCUCCUCUGUGUGCAUCAAUACGGAAGGCAGCUACGUGUGCCGCUGCUCGGAGGGCUACCAUGGAGACGGGGUCCACUGUGUGGAUGUCGAUGAGUGUCAGUUGGGCACACACACCUGUGGGGAAAAUGCCACCUGUACCAACACAGACGGAAACUAUACCUGCUUGUGUGCUGGCAGCCUCUCUGAACCUGGUCGGAUGUGCCCUGGCUCCACCCCCGCCCCUCCCGUCGCGGAGGGGGGCAGCUAUUCGGUGAGGAGGCUCCCCCAGGACUGCCCCCCGUCCCACGAGGGAUACUGCCUCAACGGUGGCCUGUGUAUGUAUUUUGAAAUAAUCCACGAAUACGCAUGCAAGUGUCCCACGGGCUAUAUCGGGAGCAGAUGCGAGUACCUGAACAUCUGGGACAUGCGCCGUGCUGGCCACUGGCGACAGCUGGAUAUCACCUUGCUGGUCGUGUGCGUGGUGUUGCUGGUCUUGCUGCUCGUCCUGGGACUGGGGGGCGCGUACUGGUACAGGACUCACAGGCAGCUGAUGAAAACUCCGAAGAAUCCUUAUGAGGCCUGGAGCAGAGAGGUGAGCGGAAGCCGGCCUAUGGAUACUGCGACUGAGACAUCCUCCUGUUCCCAGACUGGGACCUAACACAUUCCCUUACAAGUUGCUUCCUAAGAAGGUCUGUCUAUUGACAUCUGAGGUAAGAACACUUU
Messenger RNA from Condylura cristata (star-nosed mole), 3350 nucleotides. RefSeq names its product epidermal growth factor (gene EGF). Gene Ontology annotation, molecular function: calcium ion binding. NCBI's taxonomy places the organism in Eukaryota, Metazoa, Chordata, Mammalia, Eulipotyphla, Talpidae. The record is from RefSeq and is a predicted model, not a curated record. The coding region runs from base 1 to 3285 and encodes 1094 amino acids. The transcript is spliced from 23 exons.